Messenger RNA from Amyelois transitella, 1867 nucleotides. RefSeq names its product E3 ubiquitin-protein ligase synoviolin (gene sip3). The record is from RefSeq and is a predicted model, not a curated record. NCBI's taxonomy places the organism in Eukaryota, Metazoa, Arthropoda, Insecta, Lepidoptera, Pyralidae. The transcript has 11 exons. Bases 184 to 1704 code for a protein of 506 amino acids. Gene Ontology annotation, cellular component: cytoplasm.
UCCACAAAAUGUCACAAAUCAACAUUGAACACGUCAAAAUUAGUUUUUUUGCCAGCGAUUGAUUCGAAACGAUGUUUUGAAAAUGUAUUUGUUGACAAUAUUGCAGUGUUUUAGUGCUUAGGACACUUUGGGGAUCCGUCUCAUGUAAAUUUUAGUGAUCGAAUGUAGUAAAAAACCACCAAAAUGAAGGCGAUCCUUGCUACUGUGAUCAGUCUUGCACUGACGACUGUGGUCAUUGGCAAUGCAUAUUACCAAAAGAAACAAUUCUAUCCUUCUAUAGUUUAUUUAACGAAUUCCAAUCCUAGUAUGGCUGUAAUGUACUUGCAAGCGUUUAUUUUAGUAUUAUUGUUAGGUAAGCUACUGAGGAAAAUAUUCUUUGGACAACUUCGCCCUGCAGAAUUUGAGCAUUUAAUAGAGAGGUCAUGGUAUGCAAUCACAGAGACGUGCCUGGCGUUCACAGUUUUUAGGGACGACUUCAACCCAAAGUUCAUUGCCCUUUUCACCCUGCUCCUGUUUCUCAAGGCAUUCCACUGGCUAGCUGAAGAUAGAGUUGAUUAUAUGGAAAGGAGUCCUGUCAUUGGGUUAGUGUUCCAUGUACGAAUCCUAUCGCUGCUAAUGUUACUGGCGCAUGCUGACUUUUACUUCAUUCACCAUGCGUACCAGUUCACCACAGCCAAGGGUCCUUCCGUGCAGCUGGUCUUCGGCUUUGAAUACAGCAUACUGAUUAUCAUGAUUGCCAACAUCCUAAUUAAGUACGUCCUCCACGCCAUCGACUCGAGAUGGGAAGCGCCGUGGGAGAGCAAAGCGGCGGUGCUGCUGUACACGGAGCUGGCCAUCAACUUCCUCAAAGUGCUGCUGUACAUCGGCUUCGUGGCCGUCAUGGUCAGGAUCUACACUCUACCCCUGUUCGCAUUCAGGCCUAUGUAUGAGACUAUGAGGAGUUUCAAGAAGGCGUACAACGACGUGGUGUUGUCAAGGCGCGCGAUCCGCAACAUGAACACCCUGUACCCGGACGCGACGCCCGCGGAGCUGGCGGCUGCCGACAACGAGUGCAUCAUAUGUCGGGAGGAGAUGCAUACUGGUGCCAAAAAACUGCCGUGCAACCACAUAUUCCACGCGGCGUGCCUCCGGCUGUGGUUCCAGCGGCAGCAGACCUGCCCCACGUGCCGCCUCAACGUGCUGCGCGCGCCCGCGCCCGAGCCGCCGCCCGCCGCGCCCGCCGCGCCGCCUCGGGCCGCGCCGCACGCCGCGCCGGCUGGCCCACCGCCGUUCCCCAAUAUGCCGCCGCCACCAAUGAUGGCGUGGGGCAUGCCUCCGCCUCCGCCGCCGCGGCCGGCCUCGCUAGCGACCCUGACCACUGCAGAAUUACAACGAAUGGAGGGCACCGAGAGAAGAAAUAUUGAGGCUCGCUUGCAGCUUCUCCGAGAGAUCGAGGCCAUGUUGGAUGCGUCAGUUCUCCUCAUGCAGCAGUACUCCUCCGUCGUGGCUAAUCUGCCACAGAACAGCGUGACGGUGGCUACCCAGACUGAAACUAUUAAAACGGAGGCGCCGCUCUCGUCGCCGAGCGCGGCGGCGGGUCCCUCGUUCAAGCCGCAGCCCGGACCGCCUCCAGCUGAAGCUUCUUCUUCUACUAGAGACAAGACUGAUGCUGAUGCCGAGGAGCUGAGAAGACGACGAUUACAGAAGUUCACACAGGACAAAUGAGCUUGUUGUUAUACGGACUGUUUCUUUCCUAACUUACCAUUAUUUAAUGUACAAAGUGUUGCAGUAUGCUAAGCAAUGUGUAUUCUGAUCGAAAAAAUGUAUUUAUGUUCUUGUAAAUAUAAUGGGAUAUACACAUGAAUACAUUACAUAAUACUUUCUCACA